Molecule: messenger RNA, 1818 nt
Organism: Plasmodium relictum
Lineage: Eukaryota; Apicomplexa; Aconoidasida; Haemosporida; Plasmodiidae
Gene: ALP2b
Product: actin-like protein, putative
Exons: 1
Coding region: 1-1818 (605 amino acids)
Biological process (GO): regulation of transcription by RNA polymerase II
Cellular component (GO): SWI/SNF complex; NuA4 histone acetyltransferase complex
Molecular function (GO): chromatin binding
Source: RefSeq, a predicted model, not a curated record
AUGGAUGCAUACAACGAUAUUUUAAGUAUAGUCGUUGAUUUAGGAUUUGAAAAUACGAAAAUCGGAUAUGCCGGAGAUGAAAAUCCUCUAAAUGUUUUUAGCUCUAAUGUUGGUGUUCCAUUAGAUUUAUAUGAAAAAAUAGAAAAUGAAAUUUAUAAAAAAUGCUUAUGCUCAAAAGAAGAAUUUCAUCAAUUUAAUUUAAUUUAUCCCUUAUCUUAUUUAGAAGCUUUAGAAAAUGUUAAAGUUAAACCUUGUUUAUAUCUUGAUAAUAAGAAUUAUUUUAACAUAAAUGAAGAUGUUUUUGAGAGAAUUUUAUUUAUGAAUGUUACUGGAGAUAGAUAUAUAUUUAAGUUGUUUGAAAAAAGAAUAAAAGAAUACGUUGGUGAUAAGCUAUACAAGCAAUCUGAUAUAGGGAAUGAAUUUGUUCAUAUUAGUGAAGAAAACAAUAUAAAUGAAAAUAAAUGUGAAGAAUUAAAUGAUGCAAAUGAGAAUUAUCAAAAUAAUAUAAAUAAUAGUAAUGAAAAUAUUAUAACAAAUGAAAAUGAUGUAGAUAAUAAAGGAAUAAAAAAAGAAAAAAGUAACGAAAAAGAGUCAUGUGAAAUUGACACAGGUAACCAAAAUAGUUUAAAUAGAAAAAACGAUAAUAAAAUAUGCGAAAAUAAUAAUAAUGAGAGACAAAUAAACGAAAGCAAUAUAGAGGAUAAAUUGAGUGUAUUGAUAGAAUGGGCUAAUAGAAAUAGUUAUUUUGAUUUUGAUUUAAUUGAGAAUAAAUUAAUUGAUAUUAAUAGCAUAAAGAAUAUGAUAAAUAAAUAUAAUAAUGUUAGUUGUGGCUAUAAUGAGAACAUAGAAGCUUUUUCGUAUUUAUUAUCUCUACCUAAUAAAAGAAAUAAGCAAAUAAAAAUAAAAAUAGCCGAGUUAUUAUUUGAAAAAUAUAAAACUCCUGCUAUUCAUCUAAAUGCAAAAUCUGUUUUAAGUGGAUUUGCAUAUAAUAAAAACAUCUGCUCAGUUGUAGAUAUUGGUUCAUGUUAUUCAGACUUCUCUUUUUGUAAUGAGGGAAUAGUUGAUGAAAAAAAUUAUAAAAUUUAUAAUAUAGGUGGUAAUACUAUCGAUCUCUUUUUAGAAGAAUUACUGGAAAAAUAUAAUAAACAAUAUUGUAUUCCUUACUAUGAAUAUUAUAAAAAAAAUAGAAAGUUAUAUAAUAAAGAAAACAUUCAUUUAUCUUAUUACAAUAAAGCAAAAUAUAAUCCUUUAAAAGAUUUAAAAACUUAUAUAUGUGAAGUAGCAGAUAAUGAAAAUAAAAUCAGCGAUGCAAAAAAUAUGAAUUUUAAUGAAUAUAUGGAAAUAUAUAUCUUACCAGAUGGGCAAAACAUAAAUAUUAGUCAUUUUACUAAUAUAGCACCUGAAAUAUUGUUUACACCUUCUUUAUUAAAUGAUACAAAAUUAGUUGAUCAUUUAGAUAAUUUAUUUACAAAAGGAGAAAAAUUUGAAGGAAUAUCUGCUACUUUGUUUAAUUUAUUAAAAAAUGUCAAAUCCCUUAAAUAUAGAAAUGAAUUAGCAAAUAAUAUUAUUUUAACUGGAUCAUCUACUUUAUUUAAUAAUUUCAACCAAAGAUUUACUAAAGAAUUUAAUCAAUUAGAUAUGAAUAGUAAUUAUGAAUUUCAAAAUUUUCAAGUUUUAAAUCAAGGUAAGUUCUAUAAACAAUACUCUUCAUGGAUAGGAGGUAGUAUCUUGUCAUCCUUUAAAAAUUUUAAUUCAUUUUUUGUUACAAGAAAGGAAUAUGAAGAAUACGGUUUUGAUAUUAUUAAUAGAAAAUGCUAA